UUACUGAAUAAUUACAUAGUUUGAGUUGGGAGUAUACGCUGAUAGUGCUUUUCCGCACCCACCACACAAGGAAUCCUCUGGAUUGGGACCUAAAUACAAAAAGUACAUUUGAUUGGUGUGCUGCAAGAGAUCUUAAUGUUACAAACUACGGUCAAUGACGGAAGUGCCCUUUGACUAUUAACUAAAGCAGUCACGUAAAUUUGUCCGUAUUUAGGGCUAUCUUUCUUGUAUUUUUCCUCUUUCUUUUUCACCCUUCCUGGCUUUCAGCGCUCGAGUAUGGAGCUCUUUUGGACACUGAUUCUAUCCGCGAUCGUCUUGGGUCUUUUGCUGUUGUUACUUCAUGAACACUCGUCUCAGUACGCGAGGAUGCCGCCCGGUCCGACCCCAUUGCCUUUUAUCGGGAACCUGCUACAGCUGAACUCAAAAGCACUCCACGAGAGUUUUAUGGAGCUGAAAGAGAAGUAUGGACCUGUGAUGACGGUGCACUUGGGUCCGAUGCCCCUCGUAGUUCUUGUCGGGUUCGAAGUGGUUCAUGAAGCGCUGGUACAACAGGCUGACGUGUUUGCUGGGAGAGCGGUGCCGCCUCUGAUUAAGGAGCUCACUCUUGACUUCGGUUUUGUGCAAAGCAAUGGAGAACGCUGGAAACAACUCCGUCGCUUCUCCCUGUCCACCUUGAGAGAUUUUGGAAUGGGACGGAGCAGGAUUGAGAAGUGGAUUCAAGAAGAGGUUAAAUAUCUCACUAAUGAAUUCCGAAAAACCAAAGGAUCUCCAUGUGAACCCACCCCCUUUUUGAGCCGGGCGGUGUCCAAUGUCAUCUGCUCCAUUGCAUUUGGUCAGCGGUUUGAUUACCAAGAUGAAAACUUUGUCAAACUCCUGACUUUGGUUGACGACAGUAUGCAUUUGUUCAGCAAACCCAUUACACUGCUGUAUAACAUAUUUCCAGCACUCAUUAAAUUAAUACCUGGGCAUUUCAAGAAGAUGUUAUUGAACGUGAAUGAAAUAAAACAAUUUACUUCAGCAAUUAUUGAUAAACAUAAAGCAACGCUGGUUAGUGACAGUCCUCGGGAUUUUAUAGACAGCUUCCUCAUCAAAAUGAAACAGGAAAGUAAGAACCCAGAUACAGAGUUCAACUAUGACAACUUAAGCAUCAUAAUUUUAGAUUUCCUUACUGCGGGAACGGAGACCACCAGCACCACACUGCGAUAUGGGCUGCUGAUCCUCAUGAAAUAUCCCCACAUCCAAGAAAAGGUCCACAAAGAGAUUGAUAUGGUGAUUGGUCGAGACCGUGCCCCUGCUAUGGAGGACCGGAGGAAAAUGCCCUAUGCUGAUGCUGUAUUCCAUGAAAUCCAGAGGUUCAUUGAUCUUCUCCCCUUAAAUGUUUUGCAUAUGACAACAAAGGACACUGUCUUUAGAGGCUACACCAUUCCAGAGGGUACAGUGGUGGUCCCCAUGCUUCACUCGGUGAUGUUUGAAAAGACAAAAUGGGCAACCCCAGACUCCUUCAACCCCGGUCACUUCCUGGAUGAAAAUGGCUGCUUCAAAAUGAGUUCCUCUUUCAUGCCGUUUUCUACAGGAAAGCGCAAAUGUGCAGGUGAAGGUCUAGCCAUGAUGGAGCUCUUCUUGUUUUUCUCAACCCUCUUGCAGAACUUCUCAUUUCGCCCCAUAGAGGAUCCUGCCAAUAUCAGCCUGUCACCAGAUUCCAAGUUAAUUAUUAAAAUUCUCAGGCCAUAUAAGUUUAUGGCCAUCCCCAGAUAGCAAGAGAGUAAAUAUUUGAGCACAGAGCUACAUCAAACACAAGAAGAGAUUAAACAAGUAAGCAAAUACAUACUAUAAGAAUAUUCUUAAUUUUAGCACGUUUUCACUAUAUUAAAUGAAGUCUGCCAAUGCCUGUCCUUUUGUUAAUCUGUUUGCUUCAUGAUGUAUUUUGGAAGGUACUAUAUGGAAAAUCUAUUAGUAGGAAACUAAAAUACAAAAAAAGAAUUAACAGAUUUCAUUAUCCCCACUACAGUGGAACCUCGGGUCACGACUGUAAUUCGUUCCAAAACUCUGGUCACAACCCGAUUUGGUCGUGACCUGAAGUAAUUUCCCCCAUAGGAUUGUAUGUAAAUACAAUUAAUCCGUUCUGGACCGUACAAACUGUAUGUAAAUAUAUAUUUUUUAAAGAUUUUUAAGCACAAAAAUAGUUAAUUAUACCAUAAAAUGCACAGUGUAAUAGUAAACUAAAUGUAAAAACAUUGAAUAACACUGAGAAAACCUUGAACAGAGAAAAUAUUGCAAGAAUUCACACUAUAGCCUUACGACCCGCUCGCUGUAAACUUUUUUUUAAUGAGUUUUAAGCACAGGGGAAAAAAAUGAACAUUUGAAAAAUCCGUAAUUUAUACAAAAACUAAACAUAAACAAUCAAGAAAACUAACCUUGCAUGAGUCGAGUUCUGGCAUGAAGGAAGUGAGGAGAAAGCUGGUUGGAGAGGAGGUUACAGUUUUGAGGGAGAGUCCGGCUCUGCGAUGGAGGGAUGUUCUCCUUCAGGUGUUUUCUCUCUUGUGAUUUCUUGGGUUUCUGGUGUUUGUAGCUGUUUAGCUGGUGGAUCAGACUUCGUGAAAUAGCCGUCUAAAGUGACUUGCCUUUUCCUACGCAUUAACAUUUUUCACAAAUGCGAGACGACAUUGUCAUUCAUCAUGUUUAUCACUCUGUUCGUAACCACUUUGUCAGGGUGAUUUUUCUGGAAAAAAUCCUGGCACUCAUUCCAUUUUUCCAUGAUGGCUUUUAUUGCAUCACUUUUUAUAACCGACCUUUCCUCUUCUUCCCCUGAGGACUGCUCCUCGGUGAGCAACCUAUGCUGCUCCUGCUGGAGUUCGAGUUCCUCCAUCGUCAGCUCCUCCUUGUGAUGCAGGACCAGCUCCUCAAUGUCCUCAUUGUCCACUUCAAGACCCAUGCUCUUGCCCAUGGACACAAUCUCAUCCACAACAGGAGGCUCAAAGCUUUCUAAAUCCUGUUCAGGAACGUAUUCAGGCCAAAGUUUCUUCCAGGCCGAGUUCAAGGUCCGGUAUGUGACGUCUUCCCAGGCUUUAUCAAUGAGGUUGAUGCAAUGAACGAUAUUAAAAUGGUUCUACCAGAACUCUUUCAGGGUCAAAGACGUCUCCUCGGUCACAUUGAAACACCUGGCGAAUAGUCCUUUGGUGUACAGCUUCUUAAAAUUUGAAAUAACCUGCUGGUCCAUGGGCUGCAGAAGAAGAGUUGUGUUGGGGGAGAGGAACACGACCUUAAUAAAGUCGUACUCCUUGACCAUAUCGUCAACCAAAUUUGGAGGGUGUGCCGGUGCAUUGUCCAUCAGAAGAAGGCAUUUUUCAGGCAGAUUAUUCUCUUCAAGAUAUCGCUUCAUGGCGGGAGCGAAAGAUUCAUGCAGCCAUUCCAAAAACAAGGUCCUUGUGACCCAACCCUUCGUGUUUGCCCUCCACAUCACGGGCAGUCUGGCUUUGUUUACAUUGUGCUGCUUGAAAGCACUAGGGUUCUCAAAUUGGUAAAAGACUAGUGGCUUCAUUUUUACGUCGCCACUAGCGUUACUACAUAGCAAAACGGUUAACCUCUACUUCAUUGGUUUAUGGCCGGGCAUAGCCCUCUCUUCCUGGGUAAUGUAGGUCCUCUUCAGCAUCCUCUUCCAGAACAAUCCGGUCUCGUCGCAGUUGAACACUUGUUGUGGGAUGUAGCCUUUGUCCUCCACUAAUUUUGUGAAAUUUUUCACAAAUUCUUUCACAGCUUCAGCGUUGGAACUAGCAGCCUCUCCAUGCCUUACCACACUAUGAAUGCCACUUCUCUUGCAAAACUUUUCAAACAAUCUUCUACUGGCUUUAAAUUCCUCACUUUCGCCACUCGUAGAAGGAUAGUUUUACAGCAAAUCGCCAUGAAUCUUCCUAGCUUUCUCGCAUAACAUCACCUCGCUUACGCUAUCCCCUGCAAGUUGCUUCUCGUUCAGCCACACUAGCAAUAGUUUUUCCACCUCUUCCAGCACUGGAGGCCUCUGCCUGGUUAACACUGUAACUCCUUUUGCAACAUCAGCUGCUUUAAUGGUCUCUUUCUGCUUUAGAAUAGUCGAUAUCAUAGAUAUUGACUUCUUGUACUCGGCAGCAAGAUCAGUAACACGAACGCCACACUCAUACUUUUCAAUAAUUUCUUUAAUUCGAUUUCAGUUUUAUUCGAACCUUUCUUCUCACCAACACUACCACUCUUCACUUGCGCCGCAGGGAAAUGUACUUUCUCCGGUCCUGUUCAGCCAAUAUACAUUGGACUUCCAAUACAACUCUGAGUCCUGCCACGUGCAAAAGUUCGCUGAUGACACUGCUAUCGUGGACUGCAUCAGGAGUGGGCAGGAAGAGGAGUAUAGGAACCUAAUCAAGGACUUUGUUAAAUGGUGCGACUCAAACCACCUACACCUGAACACCAGCCGAAACCAAGGAGCUGGUGGUGGAUUUUAGGAGGACCAGGCCCCUCAUGGACCCCGUGAUCGUCACAGGUGACUGUGUGCGCAGAGAGUGCAGGCCUAUAAAUACCUGGGAGUGCAGCUGGAUGAUAAAUUGGCCUGGACUGCCAAUACUGAUGCUCUGUGCAAGAGAGGACUGAGCCGACUAUACUUCCUUAGAAGACUGGCGUCCUUCAACAUCUGCAAUAAGAUGCUGCAGAUGUUCUAUCAGACGGUUGUGGCGAGCUCUCUCUUCUACGCGGUGGUGUGCUGGGGAGGCAGCAUUAAGAAGGACACCUCAUGCCUGGACAAACUGGUGAGGAAAGCAGGCUGUAUUGUAGGCAUGGAGCUGGACAGUGCACUCAGCAGGCUCCUAUCAAUUAUGGAGAAUCCACUGUAUCCAUUAAACAGUGUCAUCUCCAGACAGAGGAUCAGCUUCAGCAACAGACUGUUGUCACUGUCCUGCUCCACUGACAGACUGAGGAGAUCGUUCCUCCCCCAAACUAUGUGACUCUUCAGUUCCACCCGAGGGGGUAAACGUUAACAUUAUUCAAAACUAUUGUCUGCUUUUACCUGCAUUUUUAUUACUGUUUAAUUUAGUAUUGUUUUUUGUAUCAGUAUGCUGCUGCUGGAGUAUGUGAAUUUCCCCUUGGGAUUAAUAAAGUAUCUAUCUAUCGGUCUAUCUAUCUAGAGGCCAUGGUUAACUGCAAAAUUAAUGCAAAAGCACACGAAAUAGAGCACAAAGAGUUCACAGCAAAAGCACGCACGUCUGACCGAGAACAAUGUACAGCGAGAGACUGAACACGUGCGGAAAUCAUCCGCGCAUACAAACUGGAAGGGAAACUAAAUAGAGCACAAAGAGUUCACAGCGAAAGCACACAUGUCUGGCCGAGAACAAUGCAACAUGUGCGGAAAUCAUUGGCGCGUACAAACCUGAAGGGAAACUGGCUUGUUCAUCAACCGAGUGUGUGGUCGUGAAUAGAUGCAAAAGUUUGGCGAACUUUUUGGUCGUAACCCGAUUUGUACGCGUUCCGAGACAUUCGUGAACCGAGGUUCCACUGUACUUAAUUUUGGUUAAUUAUAAUAAAAGAAAUUUCCAAAGCAUAUCCUACUCUGGAUUUUACAGAGUAAUGCCAAUGACUGUUUUCCUUCCCUGUGUACACCAGAUGAGAUUCCUUUUGGUAACUGUGAAAUUUCAGUGCACUUUUUCUUUAAAUAUUAAUUCAGCUUUGUGGUGCCCAUUUGAAAAAUGUCAGUGCACAUUUUAGGAUUUUUAUUAUAAAGGUUUUCUUCAUUGAUGAUGCUACCUCAUAUUCCCAAGUAGUUCCCUAAGUUUGAAUCUCCAUUUAGUGAUUAUAAGGCAAAGUGUGACAGCAAUAUUACCAAUCCUGGAACAAUGGUGGUGAAACGUUGCAACAGUAAAAAUGAGUUAAAAAGUCCACAGAACCUGCAUAUUUAAAGGUGGCACAACUUUUUUUAUUUUUUUGUUUGCAUGUUCAAAUGAAUUUGUAAUCUGACAUGACUGAGAACCAAUAUCUAUCUUCAAAACUAAUAAAAAAUUAAUUCAUUUGUCAAAUGUGACCUAGUCGACAACCAUAAAUUCCAGUCCCAUGCAGAUUCUGACAUGCUGAUUUCAAAUUGUUUAUAGUGAAUAACCUCUUCAAAUUCAUUAGUUCAGAAAGCCUUUGAGAAGGUGUUGCAAGAGAGGUUGUUCAUCAAACCAAAAUAAGUGGGAGUUCAGGGUGUUGUGUGUAGAUGGGUGCAACAUUGUCUCAGAAAGAACAAAGAGAGGUUUACGGUGUGAGGUACCUUAUCAGAAUUGGCUGAUAUUAGAGUGGUGUACCACAGCGGUGAGUGCUAGGGCAACUGCUAUUUUUAAUAAAUAUGUAUGAUUUGGAUAGGAAUAUAAACAACAAGCUGGUUAAGUUUGCAACUGAUACUAAGCUUGGUGGAUUGGCACAUAAUCUAGAAUCCAUUGAAUCAUUACUGAGAGACUUGGACAGCAUAUACAGCAUUACUGAGAGACUUGGACAGUGUAUACAUAUUUGUGGCAGCUAAAAUUUAACAUAAGUAAAUGUAAAGUAUUUCACAUAGGAAGUAAAAAUGUUAGGCUUUAAUGCACAAUGAGAGGUCUGAAAGUUGAAAGUACACCUUAUGAGAAAGAUUUCGGAGUUGUAGUGGACUUGACGCUAUCAGCUCCCAGACAGUGUUCAGUAGCCAUUAAGAAGGUUAGGUGGUAUAGCACAAUGUAUAAAGCAUGAGUUCAAUGCUACUAAAAGGACAUAGCAACACUGGAAAAAGUUUAGGGAAGAGUGACUAGGCGGAUUCCAGAGCUACAGAGGAUGUUUUGAAGAAAGAUUAAAAGAGCUGAGCCUUAAGCAAAAAGAGAUUAAGAGGAGAUAUGAUUGAAUUGUUUAAAAUUAUGAAGGGAAUUAGUACAGUGGAUCGAGAUAUUUUAAAAUUAGUUCAGCAAGAGCACGAGGAAACCUUUGUAAACUUGUUAAAGGUAAUUUUUUUACAAAUAUUAGGAAGUUUUUCUUCACAUAGAGAACCAUACACAUUUGGAAAGAGUUACAAAGCAGUGUGGUAGACAAUAGGACUUUAGGGACUUUUAAGACUAGACAAUGUUAUUUUAGAAAAAUUAAGUGAAUAGGUCUGGUGAGCUUUGAUGGGAUGAUUGGCCUUUUCUCAAGUAGAAUGUUGUAAUGCUUGAUUGAACUGUUUGUGUUUUGUUUUCAUGAGAGUAAAAUGCAAUAUACAGACACCUCACUGAAUGCUUCUUAGUCCAGAAUGAUUUUCCAUAUACACAAGUCUAUUAUUCUUAAGAGGGAAUACUUUUUAUUUGCCAUUUAAUUUAAAUAAUAUACUGUAUAAAAAUCAUGAUUAUAAUCUGAAUUUCCUUAGGUUGACUGUUUUCUCUAUAUUUCCAUUCUUAACUGUUCCACUUCGUAUGCAUCCUUUCAGGGCAAGUUUCAAUCUUCUAAUGAUAUCUAUCUCCACUUACAUUCAGAACCUUGGUCCUCUGUCCUUCGCCUCCACUACUAUUUAACUCUAUUUCCCAUCAUUCAUUUUUUCUGUUUCAGGAAUUGAAUGCAGAUUUUUGAUAUAGGUUAUGCUAAUGUUGAAAGCUCAUGCUCAUAAUAGAAAAUUUCACCUGAAUGUUAGUCAUUAGAAAAGCCUCCUCUACCAGCCAUGCAGCCUGACGGAUAUUGAUUUGCAGACUAAAUAUUUAAUACUUUUAUGAUUAAAAAAAAAUGUAACGUGAUAAUUAGGAAUAAUUAAUAACAUUUUUAUGACUUUCAAAUACUUUCCUUUAAACAUAUCAUUUUUAAGGAUAUUCUAAGACUGGAUUUAUUACCAACUUGGUAUCUUUUUUUUUCUCUCCUUCAUGAAUCAUUUUAUAACAGAUGGGUUGGGUAGGAUC
Messenger RNA from Erpetoichthys calabaricus (reedfish), 7877 nucleotides. RefSeq names its product cytochrome P450 2B1-like. Gene Ontology annotation, biological process: xenobiotic metabolic process. The transcript is spliced from 9 exons. Gene Ontology annotation, cellular component: intracellular membrane-bounded organelle; cytoplasm. NCBI's taxonomy places the organism in Eukaryota, Metazoa, Chordata, Cladistia, Polypteriformes, Polypteridae. Gene Ontology annotation, molecular function: heme binding; iron ion binding; oxidoreductase activity, acting on paired donors, with incorporation or reduction of molecular oxygen, reduced flavin or flavoprotein as one donor, and incorporation of one atom of oxygen. Bases 277 to 1755 code for a protein of 492 amino acids. The record is from RefSeq and is a predicted model, not a curated record.